This is a messenger RNA of Prorocentrum cordatum, 1597 nucleotides long. The record is from the annotation of a GenBank genome assembly. Lineage: Eukaryota; Dinophyceae; Prorocentrales; Prorocentraceae.
CCCCUGCCGGCCCUCCCCGAUCCUCGCAGCCUCGCAUCCCCGGUCCCCGCGCCCGCGCCGCCGUUGGUCCAGCAGGCUCGAGCCGUCUUUCCCCUGGCCGCCAUGCGCCCUCUCUGAGAGAAGCGCCCCCGCCUGGCGAGCGAUGGGCGGCACGUGCCAGUCGAAGGCGGCGGCUGAGGAAGGCGUCGAGCACCUGCCGGUGCCAACGGCCUCUGCUGCCAAGGCCAAGGAACAGCAGGACAAUGAGGAGAGAAGGACGGACUCCGAGACGAAGGCGAUGCUAGACAAGCACAGGUCGAAGAGCUUCUGGUCAGGGCUGGAUCUCGACGGGCACAGCGACGAACACUCGCUUGAAUGGCUCAACGCCAUCAUCCAGCUGGUCUAUCCGCGCUUCAACAAGGCCAUGCAGGCCGACGUCCUUCCGAUGGUGCAGCAGGAGGUGACCUCCAAGGCCCAGGCCCUGUCCGGCGUCAGCGCCAUCACGAUCACGAGCUUCGACUUUGGCGAGACUCCGCCGGUGGUGGGACCGCUGGACGUGUCCAGGCGCAGCGUGCUGACGGGCUCCGGGCAGGCGGCGCCUGCCAAGAUGCAGUGGGAGUCGAAUUGCAACAUCAACAUGAAAGUCUCGACCCGCGUCAAGGAGUUCACGAUGGGCUUGACCAAGCUGAGCGAAGGUCACGUCGCUCGGUGGGCCCAGGGCCCCGAAGGUCCCAGGCGCCAUGUCAUGCCCAACGGUGCCGGAAAGGGCCAGCAGCAUGUUCUGCGCGACAAGGACCUUGUGAUCGCGCGUCUCUCCAAGGCCCUGCAAGAAUCCAAGGGGGCCCGGUCUCGUGGCGCCCAGGCGCUGCGACCUGAGGCCGAAGGUGAUGGCCCCGACCAGACGCGCUUGGCCGAGAUCGCGGUGUCGCCCCGCCAGCUUGGUUUGCCCGCGGACAGGGAGCGCGACGGGAUCAAAGGUGGGCUGGUCUCCAGCAAGCCGCGCGCCGCCCGGGCGCAGCACUGGGCGACCAGGGUCGGCGCGCUCCGGGGCCGGAUGGACAAGCGGGACCAGGCCACCAAAAGCAUCAAGCAGCAGCGGGCUGAGGUCGCCCAGGAGUUGCAGGAGGCCCGCCGGGUGGCGCGAGUGUUGGCCAAUGAGUGGGCUGAGCUGGAGGUUCAUCGACGCAGUUGCUACGAGACCUUGGUUCCCGCUCUCGACCUACCUGUUGGAAAGCUGGGGGACUUGUUGGCGCCGGCUGGGGCCGAUGGCAUGCUCCGGGCUAGCGUCGCGAAGUCGUUCGAGGCCCUGCGUGACCUCGAGAAGAAGGCUGAGGGGGGCCGCUCUGCGAGCUCUGGUGCCCAGCUGCCACCGCCGCGGCAGCGCGUGCCUUCGCGAGAGGGGCGUGUGACAGCGGACGCGACGGCGGUGCCAAUGGGCGCGGGCGAUUUGGAAGAGCUCGACGCCUUCCACCGCGAGUUCUUGGACUCGGGGCCAUUGCAGGAGGAGGGGCAGAUCAUGGCGGCCGUCAAGCACUGGGCCACCGCCGCGGAUAAUGCGAAGCGGCAGCGAAAGACAGCGCGAGAACAUGCAGCAGCCGCUGGAGCAGCUUCAGCAUGA